Carassius gibelio (silver crucian carp) is the source of this 3344-nucleotide messenger RNA. RefSeq names its product adhesion G protein-coupled receptor E5. Bases 120 to 2129 code for a protein of 669 amino acids. Gene Ontology annotation, molecular function: calcium ion binding; G protein-coupled receptor activity. The transcript has 16 exons. Gene Ontology annotation, biological process: cell surface receptor signaling pathway; adenylate cyclase-activating G protein-coupled receptor signaling pathway. The record is from RefSeq and is a predicted model, not a curated record. NCBI's taxonomy places the organism in Eukaryota, Metazoa, Chordata, Actinopteri, Cypriniformes, Cyprinidae. Gene Ontology annotation, cellular component: membrane.
CAGGAAAGAAGGACGCUCUCUAGACACGAGGAGGGAUGCAUCGAAUCGUGUUGAAAUGUUUUUCUAGAGUUUAGGAAUUCUACAGAACCUUUCAUAAUAGCGGAUUACAGUUUCCUGACAUGGAGCUGAAAUGGGCUCUUCUCUUGGGUCUCUUUCUCCCGUCAUGCAGUGGAUGUUCCUAUGGAUAUGUAUUUCAUAAAAGGAAAUGUGUUGAUGAGGAUGAGUGUGCUGUCUUCCCCGUCCUGUGUGGAGAUCACGCUCAGUGUGUGAAUACAGAGGGAAGUUACUACUGCAGAUGUCAUGAAGGGUUCGAAAUGAGCUUAACAGGACCGUGUAAAGACAUCAAUGAGUGUAAAGAUGCUCCAGAUGUGUGUGGCACAAACAGCAGCUGCUACAAUCAUCACGGAGGAUACAGCUGCAGAUGUGACCAGGGUUACAGUAAUUAUGGCCACAACCAGUCAAAAUGUAUCGAAAUGGACUGCAAUCAGUUUGGACCCUUGUCUGUAGACCACACGCCGGAGAAGUUGAAGCAGUUGAUGUCACUGUUGAAGAAGAGCUGUGAAUCUCUGAAUGAUCCACAUAGAGAACAUUUGACUGGAGAGGAGCUACUGCAGAACGUGUUCAAUUCCACUGAUGAGCUGCUGUCUGAAGGAACCAUCGCUGACGGUGAGACACUGAAUCAGUUUCUGGAUGCGGUGGAGAACAGCAUGCGUCUGAUCGGACCUCAGCUGAAACAGCCAGUGACCAGGAUGGAGACACACAACACCUUUGCUGAGGUUGCAGUCAUGCGGGGUCAGACUCCGCCCAGUGGGCGUGUCACUCUGAGCACGGACUCCGCCCUCUUCAGUGCCAGCUGGGAAACAGUUGUAGGGGAAUCAUAUCCAGGUUUUGUGUUUGCAGCUCUGGUCAGUUAUAAAGAUCUGAACUCAUCCAGUGAUCUGCUCCAUACAAUUAGCAGAGAGAGACCAGAUGAUGAAGAGAGAGGCGUCAGUUAUCAACUCAACUCUAAAGUGGUGACAGCCGUCGUCAGUAAUGCAGAAACCAAGCAGCUGUCAGAGCCGGUGAUGCUCAUCUUUACACACGAGGAGGAGAGGGCGGAGUCUAGGGGUGUGGCUUACUCCUGUGUGUACUGGGAUGCAGAUGAGCAGGCGUGGUCUGGGCAGGGCUGCGAGGGGGCGGAGUCUAACAGCACUCAGACAGUAUGUUACUGGUCUCAUUUCAGUAGUUUCGCUGUGCUCAUGGCUCUCUAUCCUCUCCAGGACUCGUUUGAGUUGGUGUUGAUCACUCGAGUGGGUUUAGUUCUGUCUCUGGUCUGUUUGUCUCUCUGUAUCCUCACGUUCAAGUUCUGCCGCUCCAUCCAAGGAACCCGAACCAGCAUUCAUCUCCAUCUGAGCAUCUCUCUCUUCAUCGCAGACCUCGUCUUCCUCUGUGGGAUCUCCAGCACUCACAAUCAGGUAGGGUGUGGGAUUGUGGCCGGUCUGCUUCACUUCUUCUUCUUGUCUGUGUUCUGCUGGAUGCUGCUGGAGGGGGUUCAGCUCUACCGGAUGGUUGUGAUGGUGUUUAACACCACAUUAAAACACCUCUACAUGUAUCUGGUGGGAUAUGGAGCCCCUCUCGUCAUUGUCAUCAUCUCUGCCAUCACCUUCCCAGCGGGAUACGGCACCAAACGACACUGCUGGCUCUCUCUCGAUCGCUCUUUUAUCUUGAGCUUCUUCGUUCCCGUCUGCAUUGUCGUGAUCCUCAAUGGUUUUGUCUUCAUCAUCACCAUCUGGAAACUGGCCAAAAAGUUCUCCAGCCUCAAUCCAGACCUCUCCAGUCUCAAGCAGAUCAGGAGCUUUACGAUGACCGCUGUGGCUCAGUUGUGUAUUCUUGGAGGAACCUGGAUCUUCGGCUUCUUCCUCUUCCAGGAGAAAGGGACUGAAGUCAUGUUGUACCUCUUCAUCAUCCUCAACAGCCUCCAGGGGGCGCUCAUCUUCAUCAUGCACUGCCUGCUGUCCAAACUGGUCAGGACUGAGUAUUACAAUCUGUUCGUCCGAAUGUGUCCACAGAAGAAGAAAGCCGAAUACAGUACCAUCAGCAGUCAGAAACCUCCACGGAGCGAUAACAGCACAGUAGAGACACACAUUUAAAGCGCUUGUCAUGUGCUGAUGGAUUUUACAAACUUUUGAACACUUUUUUUAUCACUUGAACACUUUCUGUGACAAAUGAAGACGUUUCAGUUCAACAGAGAAUCUGAAAACUGCUGUAAGGAUACUGAUAAGGAAUCAUCACAUAUUUGACUGGAGUCUGAGCUAUAGGCCUGCCAUGGGAAGAUCUAAAUUAGAUCACGCCAAUAAAUGAACAAAGUAUUGAAUAUUUUCUGUUUUCUGUUAUGCAUGUAGAAAAUCUUACAUUUUAGAUUAAACAAAAGGCAGCUUGUUUAAAAUGAUGUUUUAUUAUGUUGAGGAUGAUCUUGUUUUGAUUGUCACAAAACUGUAUAAAGUCUAUACAAACGACCCUCUAGAAAUAAUAGAAGUAUGAGAAAUGAAAGUGAAACAGUAGUUUGGUUUUAAACAGGAUAGUUUAUGUUGACUUUAAAAUACAUAAAUUAUAUAGAAAUGCUGUCAUAAUGUUGAUGUAUGAUGUUUGUAUACAAAUAUUGCCUGAAUUUAAUAAAAACAAUUCUGUAAUUAUGCUGACAAUCAAACUAAAACAUCUUUACUGAGAAACAGUAAUCUUGAUUUUGAGCUCAAGCAUUUCCAGCUUGUCUUUGUCAUCUUUAAUUUGAACAAGCAGCAGUUACCCUCUCAGUUACUCUUGUCAGAAAACAUGUGGAGAAAGAGCUGGAGUCUCUCACACUGAGCAGGAGAAUGAGACCUGCAGAAGGGAAAACUAGUGGAAACUUCUGGAAAGGGCUAAAUAAACAUUCAAGAGACAGACAGAGAUGGACAGAUACUCUUAUACUCUGAGGGAAAUAAUGCAUAAACAUGAUUACAGAAAUGAUUUCCUGAAAUGGACUUCUCUGGAUUAGUACAUUGUUUCACUUUCAUUUGCUGCCAUUUGUUUCACACUCAUCCGUCGCCCCACUUCAGGUCGGAGAAGAGGAACGCAUAUAAAGAAAAGACACAAACUCAUGUUUUAACAACAAGUAGUGCAUUAACAAUCAGGUAAAUGUGUAUGUGCACUUCUGUUUUUGGACGACAAGCGUAAUCUCCACAGGAUGAUGUGGGUAAAGAUGUGCAGUGGUUUCCACAUCCUGUGCAUCAUAAAAAAACAAAAACAAACGAAAAACAGAGAUUCUCUGUGGUUGUUUAUGUAAUGAAUCUCAAAUGUAUUUAUUAUUAAAGGGGUCAUACAACAUUGGU